Drosophila sulfurigaster albostrigata is the source of this 3157-nucleotide messenger RNA. It is a transcript of the gene ebi, whose product is annotated as F-box-like/WD repeat-containing protein ebi. NCBI's taxonomy places the organism in Eukaryota, Metazoa, Arthropoda, Insecta, Diptera, Drosophilidae. Gene Ontology annotation, molecular function: transcription corepressor activity; protein binding. The record is from RefSeq and is a predicted model, not a curated record. The transcript has 3 exons. The coding region runs from base 341 to 2530 and encodes 729 amino acids. Gene Ontology annotation, biological process: regulation of transcription by RNA polymerase II. Gene Ontology annotation, cellular component: histone deacetylase complex.
GCCGCCAUUUUUACAGUGUGCCGAGUGCUCUGCGACUUAUUUUGUGUGAUUUUUAGUAGCGCGAUUUAUAAAAUGCUAACGCGUUUUAAAGUUAAUUAAACCAAGGACGAUAAGCAUUUGAGCGCGUAGAGCAAAUAAAGUGCAUGGAUAACUGGCUAACAGCUUAGCUACGCAUGUGUUACGUACUCUGCCAGCGGCGUGUUAUCAACCGAAUCAGCGCAGCCGCCAUAAAAAAAAAUCGACUGUUUUAAUACAUUUUCUAGUGACCCAAACAAAUAUAGCGAAGACGGAAGAAAAUUGCAACAACUGCUGGGUGUAGUGGGCGUGUUAGCCAAACAACAUGAGUUUCUCCAGCGACGAGGUGAACUUUUUAGUUUUCCGAUAUCUACAAGAGUCAGGUUUUUUGCACUCCGCGUAUGUGUUCGGCAUCGAGUCCCACAUCUCGCAGAGCAACAUCAAUGGCGCCCUCGUGCCUCCUGCCGCCCUGCUCACCAUAUUGCAGAAGGGUCUGCUAUACACCGAAGUCGAGUGGAGCGUGGGCGAGGAUGGGGAAAUGGCUCGUCCCAUUGAGGGAUUGAGUCUCAUCGAUGCCGUCAUGCCCGAAGUGAAGCCGCCCAAACUGACUGUGAAAACGGAGCCGGGAAAGCCAGCUGUGGAUGCCAAUGCAGCGGGCGGCGGCAAUGGGAACAAUGCGAAUGCCAAGGCAGAGAUUAAGAUCGAGCCGGGCACAGGCAAUGCAGCGGGCGGUGGAGGAGGUGCAGCAGGAGCAGGUGGCGCUGGCAAGGCGGGCAACACAAAUGCAAACAACACGCAAUCCACAACGGGCAGCAAUAACAAUGGCAGCAACAACAACAACAAUGCGGGUAACGACAACAGCGAGGUGGACUCGAGUGCAUCAGCGAACAACAAUGCUGCGGGCAUAGCGGGCAAUAACAAUGGUGCGACUGGUGGAGCAGCCGGUGGCGCCACAAUAGUGACAGGCGGUGGCAAUGCGGACACAGCUGCGGCAAAUGCAGUCGGUGGCAACAAGAAAGCGGAGCAGGGCACGGCGAGUAGUACAGGAGGUGGCAAUGGAGCAAAUGCCAGCAGCACAGAUGAUGCUGCAUCCUCAACGUCCACAAAUGGUAACAGCAGCAACGCCAGCAGCGUGGAGCAGCCCUCGAGUGGCGUGACGCCAGCGCUGCCAGCAGGAGCUAGUGGAGAUGCUGCCAAUGCAGCCAACGCCGGCCAAGCAGGAGCUGGCGUGGGCAACAAGGCGCCAAGUGGUGCAGCGGGCAACGCAGCAGUUGGACGUGCGCCCAAUAGCGUGCAGGCAUCGGGACCAACAGCGGCACAGAACGCUGUGCCCAGCAGCACCACAUCGUCGGCAGGUCCAGGAGGCGGAGGAGGUGGCAUUGCAGGUCCAGCUGGCAACGCAGCUGUCGAGGCCAUGGACAUUGAUCAGAGCAUUGAGAUACCUGAGUCGAAGGCGCGCGUGUUGCGUGGCCAUGAGAGCGAAGUGUUCAUCUGCGCCUGGAAUCCCAGUCGGGAUCUGUUGGCCAGUGGUUCAGGAGAUAGCACAGCGCGCAUUUGGGACAUGUCCGAUGCGAAUGCCAACUCCAAUCAACUAGUGCUGCGGCACUGCAUACAAAAGGGCGGCGCCGAGGUGCCCAGCAACAAGGAUGUCACCUCGCUGGAUUGGAACUGCGAUGGCUCGCUGUUGGCCACAGGCAGCUACGAUGGUUAUGCACGCAUUUGGCAGACUGAUGGUCGCCUCGCCUCAACGCUGGGACAGCACAAGGGUCCCAUUUUUGCACUCAAGUGGAACAAGUCCGGCAAAUACAUUCUGUCCGCGGGCGUGGACAAAACCACCAUCAUCUGGGACGCCUCGACGGGACAAUGCACACAGCAGUUUGCGUUCCAUAGUGCGCCUGCUCUGGACGUGGACUGGCAGUCGAAUCAAUCGUUCGCCUCGUGCAGCACAGAUCAGCGCAUCCACGUGUGUAGGCUGGGCAUGAAUGAGCCCAUCAAGACGUUCCGCGGUCACACCAACGAGGUGAAUGCCAUCAAAUGGUGUCCGCAGGGUCAGCUGUUGGCCUCGUGUUCGGAUGAUAUGACGCUAAAGAUUUGGAGCAUGACACGAGAUCGAUGCUGUCACGAUCUGCAGGCGCACUCCAAGGAGAUCUACACCAUCAAGUGGUCACCCACCGGACCGGGCACCAACAACCCGAAUACGAAUCUGAUUCUCGCCUCUGCGUCGUUUGAUUCCACAGUCCGGCUGUGGGAUGUGGAACGUGGCAGCUGCAUACACACGCUAACGAAGCACACGGAACCCGUUUAUUCGGUGGCCUUCAGUCCUGACGGCAAGCACCUGGCCUCAGGCAGCUUUGACAAGUGCGUGCACAUCUGGAGCACGCAGACGGGACAAUUGGUGCACAGCUAUAAGGGCACUGGCGGCAUUUUCGAGGUGUGCUGGAACUCAAAGGGCACCAAGGUGGGUGCAAGUGCUUCGGAUGGCAGCGUCUUUGUGUUGGAUCUGCGAAAGUUUUGAUCGUCAUCGGCAGUAGCAGCAUCAGCGGUGGAAACAUUUGCCAGCUCCGCCUCCCAGCUAAUUUUAGGUUACGUGUAUUGAAGUAAUCCUAUCCCCCCGCCCUCCCCAGAACAGAAACCUGUUUCCCUGUCGAGUCAAGCAUGUUGGGCGUGUUGUGUGUGUGGGGGCGUGGCAAACCGAGUUUCAAUACGCCCCCCACCCAAGGCCCGAGUAAUGAUGAAAAACGCUUUCAACUUAGUCAUAAGCUCCAUAUGUUUCUAAGUAUUCAUUUUUAUACACAACUCGUUUAAGUAUAAUCCCUAUCUUAACUUAAUGCAUUUUCUGUUAUGCUCCUCCCAAAAGUUUCCCCAACACAAAAUAAGUCUUAUAUUCGAACAUCCUUUUUUUUUAAUUAAACUAGACUUUAAGCGUAGAGCAAGAAAAUGUGCAUGCAAAUCACGAGUAGUUAGCCGACAACUCUGAAGAUGCCUCCUCCAGGCGUCCAGAGUUCGAUUUCAAACCCGAUUCACGCAUACAUUCGUAACAGUGUAACUGCAUCCCAACGUAGUGUGUAAACGAAACUUAUUGUAAUGUUGUAAAGAAUGGCGAGGACAGCUACAAAUUAAUUAAAGCUCAACAAAAAAGCAA